Molecule: messenger RNA, 1944 nt
Organism: Lachancea fermentati
Lineage: Eukaryota; Fungi; Ascomycota; Saccharomycetes; Saccharomycetales; Saccharomycetaceae
Source: the annotation of a GenBank genome assembly
AUGCAAGAAGAUAACAAAAGCAUCUGGAAUCCUGCGUUUAUGAAGAAUGUGCAGCAACAGCAAGGAUCACAACCUUAUGUGUUCAGGAACCCCUGGAAUGACUCAAAUAGCGGAUCAGCUAGCAGAAGUGGAGCGGCGGCGGCGUCGACAACAUUCAGCCAGCAACUUCCAACGACCUAUGAAGAAGGAACGCAAUCUGCAGAAGGGGAUGAGUAUCAAUUUCGCAGGCGGAACUCUAGCCUCAUAGUCCCACCUAGCAGAGCUGCAGGACCAGGCCCAGAUGCCUUUCUGUAUGGUUCGCAAGCGUUUCCACAGCAGAACUUUCAAUACUCGCAGGAUUUCCACAGAAGACAAUCGGUUGCAGUUGCAGCUUCACAUCUCUACUCUCAGCCGUCAUCUGAAGCUGUAUUCCAACCCCCCACAACACCUUUUCAUCGAAAGUUAAGUGCUUAUCCUGUUACGGCAGGGUCCGUACUACCUCCGCCAUUGAAGCAACUACGAAGACAGGAAAACACGUUGCCAUUGGUCAUUCCUCAAAUGCGCAAAGUUUCCUCACGCCAAGAUCUCCAUCCAAUUGUAAAUCCUACACCAAAGUACAGACGAGCAUCUCUGAAUUCCAAAACUGUCUCUCCUCUAAUUGCAUUGACAGAAUCAUUAAUAACUACAUACACCUUGUGCUCCUCGGAAUUUUCAUAUCAAACCUCUAAAAACCCUAAGCGUGUGCUAACGAAACCUAGCGAGGGCAAACAUAAUAAUGGGAACGAUAACGUGAACAGCGACUACAUCCUUUAUGUUAAUGACGUGCUUGGAGUAGAGCAAAAUAGGAAAUACCUCGUUCUUGACAUUCUUGGACAGGGAACGUUUGGCCAAGUUGUCAAAUGUCAAAACCUAAUCACAAAGGAGAUUUUAGCCGUUAAGGUGGUUAAAUCUAAAAGUGAAUAUUUGAACCAAAGUAUUACAGAAGCGAAAAUUCUGGAAUUACUUAAUACUAAGAUUGACCCACUCAAUGAGCACCACUUUUUGCGAAUGCACGAAACAUUUGUUCAUAAAAACCAUCUUUGUUUGGUAUUUGAGCUUCUAAGCAAUAAUCUAUAUGAACUCUUGAAACAAAAUCAAUUUCAUGGGCUCUCAAUUAAUUUAAUAAGGACUUUUGCGCGCCAGCUGUUGGAUUCUCUGUGUGUUCUGAAGGACAAUAAACUGAUUCACUGCGAUUUGAAACCCGAGAAUAUUUUACUAGUUUCACUUGACAGACCCGAUUUGAAAGUGAUUGAUUUUGGUUCCGCAUGCGAUGAGACUAGAACUAUUUAUACUUAUAUUCAAUCGAGGUUUUAUAGGGCACCUGAAGUGAUACUGGGUAUACCUUAUUCUACGAGCAUAGACAUGUGGUCAUUGGGUUGUAUUAUUGCGGAGCUGUUUCUGGGAAUUCCGAUCUUUCCUGGGUCUUCAGAAUUGAAUCAAAUCACGAGAAUCGUCACUACACUGGGUCUACCACCGACGUGGAUGCUGGAUAUGGGAAAAAAUUCAACUAAUUUCUUAUUGAAAUCGGAAGGUAGUGGCAAAUCUUGGCGUCUAAAAUCGGUUAACGAAUAUAAUAAAGAGUUUCAGGCACAAGAACAACCCGGCAAACAAUAUUUCAAGUGGGACAAACUCGACGAUAUCAUAAAGAACUACCGCAUUCCAAAGAAAAUAGCGAAUUCUCCGCCCUUGGUAGAGAGAGAAAUGCAUGAUCGGGAUUGUCUGACAAAUUUCCUCAAGGGACUGCUCAAUAUUAACCCGCUAGAAAGGUGGACGCCACAACAGGCAAAUAUGCAUCCCUUUAUAACACAACAGCCAUUUACUGGGGAAUGGUAUCCUCCGGGGACGCAGCCCAAAAGGACCAUCAAACACCCUUCUUUGCAAGAGGGAACCACUACAGAAUUCAAUAAACUGACAAUAGACGAUUGA